AUGUGGAAAUGCAAGUGGUUAUCUUUAUGCAUGAUCUUCUUGUUUCUGCAAUAUCAUCAUGUAGCUGUUUCAUCAUCUUCUAAUGCAACUACUAGACAUUUGAGUCCUAAAGUGCAACAGCUUGCACUGUAUCAGUUUAAGCUGAGUUUUACGUUAAAUACUUCAGCGGUGGGAUGUUAUCUUCCAUGGCAUGUUACUAUUGCGCUUCCAACGACUGCAAGUUGGAGCAUGAGUUCUGAUUGCUGCACGUGGGAAGGGGUGACCUGUGACCAGAUGACUAGGGAUGUGAUCGAACUGGACCUGAGUUGCAGCCAACUUGUAGGAUCCAUUCCUCCAAACAGCACCCUCUUCCAGCUUUCUCAUCUCCAGUCCCUCAACUUAGAUCACAAUUAUUUGUAUGGAGUAUUGCCUGAAGAAACUUUUCACCUGCCUAACUUAAAACAGUUGAGUGUACAAAUGAACUCCAAUCUCAGUGUUAUUUUACCAAAAGUUAAGUGGGGAAGUAGUGUUAGUCUCGAGAUGCUUUCAGUAAGCUACAUCAAGUCCUUAACCUCAUCUGAAGCAAUACCUGAUUCAUUAGGCUACCUCAAGUCCUUAACCACUUUGUCAAUAUCAGACUGCAAUCUGUCUGGGCCAAUUCCCAGAUCGAUCAGCAACCUUACUCAACUUACAGAGUUGCACCUGAAUAAUAAUCAUUUUAGUGGCCAAAUUCCUGAUUAUUUAUCUGAUCUUCAAAAUCUCACAUACUUAUCCCUUUAUGAUAAUGAUUUAAGGGGUCAGUUUCCCUCCUGGCUUUGCAACCUUAGACAACUCGAAACUUUGAUUCUCCCUGGGAAUUUACUAUCCGGGCCUCUGCCCUCCAACAUAACUGCUCUCUGCUUUCCAAACCUAGUUUCUCUUGAUCUGGCACAUAACUUGCUUAACGGGACAGUACCAAACUGGCUAUUCCAUCACCCUUCAUUGACAGACUUAAAUAUAGGUGAUAAUGAGUUCACAGGUCAGCUGAAUGAGUUCCCUUCGUCUAAGUCUCCCUUGGAGUCUUUUUACUGUUUCAACAAUUUACUAAGCGGAACCAUUCCUCUAUCGUUUUCUGCUCAUGUGAACCUCAGGUCUCUAGACUUUUCCUACAACAAUUUCAGUGGUGUCCUGGAUAUUGAAAUGUUUUCACCCAUAAAAUACCUCUACAACCUUGAUCUUUCUCAGAAUAGUCUAUCAGUGAGAAUCAAAAGCACAACCAUGCUUUCUCCAAAUCUUGAAACUUUGGGUUUGUCAUCGUGCAACAUCACGAAGUUUCCACCUCUAAGAUCUUUAGAAAACCUUAAUAACCUGGACUUGUCAGACAACCAAAUUGAUGGGGAAAUACCUCAAUGGCUUGGGUUGAGAGAAAUGUACUACUUGAACCUUUCUCAAAACAGCUUAAUAGGUGGUAUUGAGAAUCUUCCCUGGAACAGCCUAAAUCAUCUUGAUCUCCAGUCUAAUAUGCUCAAUGGAACAUUACCCACUUUAAUGUGCAAUUCUAGCUAUCUUUCCAUCAUCAAUCUGUCUCAUAACAAUUUGAGCGGUGUACUCCCCACAUGUUCAAGUUUGAACUACACUCUUUCAGUGUUCGAUCUACGAAUGAAUGCUAUCAGAGGAAGUCUUCCAUCCAGUUUAUCAAAUUUUCGUGAACUAAAAAGUUUAAAUUUGUAUGGCAACAAAUUGGAAGGAACCAUUCCUCUUUCUUUUGCAAAGCUCGAGUACUUGGAAGUUCUUGAUCUUGGAAGUAAUCAAAUAAGCGGUACCUUCCCCCAGCAGUUGGAAGUUCUUCAAAAUCUCCAGAUUCUUGUCUUAAAAUCAAAUAAAUUCCAUGGUAUCAUAAGCAACAUUUCUACAAUAGAACACCCAUUCCCUAACUUGAGAAUCAUUGACAUCUCUGACAAUGAUUUUUUCGGUCCUCUGCCAGCAAAUUAUAUCAAAAAUUUCAAGGGUAUGAUGGAUAGUUCUGCUAAUGAAAUGGAAAGGAGGUACAUGGGGGGCCCCUAUUAUAGUGAUACAGUGAUCAUGGUCAUAAAAGGGGUAAAAUUUGAACUUGUUAGGAUUCUAACUGUAUUCACGAUCGUUGAUCUAUCAAGAAACAAGUUUGAAGGGGAAAUUCCAGAAUACAUUGGAAAUUUGAAGUCACUCCGAUAUCUCAAUUUAUCUCAUAAUCAUGUCUCUGGCCAUAUACCAUCUACACUUGGGAAAUUGUCAAUGCUAGAGUCACUAGACCUCUCUUCCAACAGACUAGUGGGAAAUAUUCCAGAGCAACUCACAGGUUUAUUCUCUCUUUCGGUUUUAAAUCUCUCUCAGAAUGAUCUUAGUGGUCACAUUCCAAAAGGAUAUCAGUUCAAUACAUUUGAAAAUGAUAGCUAUGCUGGAAACUUGGAGCUCUGUGGACAUCCGUUAUCUAAAAAGUGUGAGAAAGAGAUUAUUGAGACACAAGAAGAAGAAGAAGAAGAAGAAGACGAUGAUGAGUACUUUUUUAGUGGUUUUACUUGGAAAGCUGUGGUGAUAGGAUAUGGCGGAGGAGUGGUGGUGGGAUUUGUGGUAGGAUACAUGAUGUUCAUCAUUGCAGGAGAACCAAAAUGGUUUACACGAACUGUUGCCAGAGAAUUGCGCUACAAGGUCAAAAGGAUUGAAGUUAGAUAA
Molecule: messenger RNA, 2667 nt
Organism: Daucus carota subsp. sativus
Lineage: Eukaryota; Viridiplantae; Streptophyta; Magnoliopsida; Apiales; Apiaceae
Product: receptor-like protein 35
Exons: 1
Coding region: 1-2667 (888 amino acids)
Molecular function (GO): protein binding
Source: RefSeq, a predicted model, not a curated record